AACAUCUUUUUAGAAUCCUUGCUUUGGUCACUAUUAUUGAAAGCAACCCCAAUGCCAUUUCUUGCCUGUCUCUUUAUGCUAAUCGGCCUGGCCCACUCAGCUCCUCCCCCUUCCAGCCUCCCUUAAGAACUGUUCACUUUCAGCUGUCACGGAGGGUAACUUAAACCAGGCUUAGAAAUCACUUGAUUUAACUCAGCAGCACUUUUUUUUUUUUUCUUUGUGUAUGUAUGACUCUAGCAGACAUCUCUAAAUACUCAGGACAUUAGAUUUCAAGUCCGCAGAGAGAGUCGAAAAUUGCAAAACUGUAAUCUGUUAGGAAGAGUUACUUUGCAGGAUUUUAUAUUAUAAGGGGGCAUGUUUCAAUGUGCUUUUAAAUGGAAGAAGAAUUAAUUGUGCUUUUAUCCAAAUGAAUUGGCAUCUUUAUAUGCAGAAGAAGCUACAAGUUGGUAAACACAUAUUUUAAGAAUCAUGACUAGGAAACAUUUGAAAAUUCAUUAGAGAAGUAAAUAUUUUUCCAUGCAAGGACAGGAUCUGCCUAUACCUCUGUGGUUCUGGGUGUUGUGUGAAGACCACUGCAGGUGACUGGCCAAGGGAAGGAAAUACCCUAGUGAUACGGGAGCCACAGCCAUACUGCCAGCACCAUGUCUACCAUACAAAGCAAAGGCAGCAGCCACCUGUUCAACAGUUUGCACACCUGUAGAUGGAAACUUCCAGAGAACCAGCAACAUCAAGAAAAAUCUGUCAUUGCUCAACCAAUAUUUGUUUUUGAAAAGAGAGAACAAACUUUUAAGAGACCUGCAGAAGACACCCUGCAUGAAGCAGCAGAACGUGAGUGUAAUGAUUUUUCAAGAAAGCGUGUCCGGUCUUCAUCUUUUACUUUGCACGCUACAGAUUCUCAGUCCCAAGGAGUGAAGAAAAACAAUGUUUUUAUGAUACCAACUUUUGUGCAAAGAAAAAUUGAUACGAACAGUGCUGAACAAGGUCCUGUGAAAAAUUCUGAACAUGUUCUGAGACCUGCUAUUUUACAGCCACCUCAAGCUCAAAGAUGUGUAAGAUUUGGACACAAUGUGUUGGAGUCCUGCAAGACUACAGAAAAAAAUAAAAAUAGGAUUUCUGAGGGUAACUCAUAUUUGCUAAGUGAAAAUGUACCAAGUGCCAGAAUUUCAGUCCAGCAGGCUACUAACCAGAAUGUUUUAGGUGCUACAUCAGUAGGAUGUCAACCAAAUGAAGAUAAGCAUUCUUUUAAAAGUUGCAGUUCUGAUUUCAUUUUUGGAGAAAACAUGUUAGAAAGAGUUUUGGGUAUUCAAAACCUCACCCAGUCUCAACUUGAAAAUGAUUCGUACAUCAAGGAAAAGCCAUUCAAAUUCACUCUAAAAUUUCCUAUCAACUCUCCAAACUCAAGAAUAGACUCUACUAAAGAUAUAUCCCUCCUUGAAUCAGCUGCUGCUUUCUCUUCUAAACCAUCACCAAAAUAUUUGCUGGAGAAAAUUGAUGUUAUAACAGGGGAGGAAGCAGAACACAAUGUGUUAAAGAUCAAUUGCAAGCUUUUUAUAUUCAACAAACCAGCACAGUCCUGGAUUGAAAGGGGAAGAGGAGCUUUGAGACUGAAUGACACAGCUGGCAGUGACUGUGCAACAUUCCAGUCAAGACUAAUUAUGAGAAAUCAAGGCAGCCUGAGGCUGAUUCUCAACAGCAAACUCUGGGCUCAAAUGGAGAUUCAAAGAGCAAGCCACAAAAAUUUACGAAUAACAGCUACUGAUUUAGAAGACUAUCAUAUCAAAGUGUUUUUAAUUCAGGCCAGUGCCAAAGAUACAGGACGCUUGCACACAGCCAUACAUCAUCGUCUUGUUGCACUUCGAAGCUUUGAAGAGCAGAAAGAUGCAAAUCAAGCUGAAAGCCAGUCAGAAACAGUCCUCCAACAGUUAAACUCUGAUAGCUGUGAUGAGGAUGAGGAUGAUUUCAGCCAAGUCACUAAAACCAGAUCAGACUCUUCUAGGUGGACCCACAGACAGUCAGUUGUCUGUCCAUGAGUGCUACCUACUGUAAACAAGACAACAUCUACAAAAAGAUCACCUUCCCGAAAAAAACUAAACCAUCCUAAGUAAAUGAGAAGAUCUAUUCAUUCCUUGAACAGCUGUUAUAGAAAGCUCAAAAAAAUAUAAUUUGUUGCAAUUAAAAUCUUUCUCUUAUGUAGUCUAAUAAUUCUGAGGUUUUAUAUUUUGAUCCUUGAGAAGAAAAAUGACAGAAUUUAAGAAAUACACAGCCUUUGGACCUUCCAAAUUUAUCACUUUUAAAGCAGUUAAGGGAGUUCCCAUCGUGGCGCAGUGGUUAACGAAUCCGACUAGGAA
Phacochoerus africanus (Common warthog) is the source of this 2348-nucleotide messenger RNA. It is a transcript of the gene RANBP3L, whose product is annotated as RAN binding protein 3 like. Gene Ontology annotation, cellular component: nuclear pore; cytoplasm. The transcript is spliced from 14 exons. Gene Ontology annotation, molecular function: GTPase activator activity. The coding region runs from base 642 to 2030 and encodes 462 amino acids. Lineage: Eukaryota; Metazoa; Chordata; Mammalia; Artiodactyla; Suidae. Gene Ontology annotation, biological process: protein export from nucleus. The record is from RefSeq and is a predicted model, not a curated record.